UCAUGUGCAGGUUUUUGUGUGGAUGCCCUCCUAUUUUUAUGAUUUUAAUUCCAGUAUAGUUGACAUACAGUGUUAUAGUUGUUUUCUCCUAUUGUAUUUUAAAUUUUAAUCAGCUGUCACCAUUUAAGUAUCAGGAGGCUUCACAAAAACAAGUUUCCAGGAGGUCCUGAAAAUUCAGAUGUUCUGGUAACUCUGGGCCCACAUUCCUGCAAGGGAACCCAGCCGAUCUGCCCCAAAGGUGAGCAGCAUGUCAUUGGAUCAUGUACCUGUCUGGGUCUCCGCCACUCCUGGUCCUCCCUAGCAGCCAGUUUUGGAUAUCUAGAAACAACUUCCUCCUCCAACAUUUAUCUUCAAUGGAAUGGUAGAAGAGGAAACACAAAAAUCAGCUGGACCGAUCCUCUGAACUCCAAACUCCUGUAUCUGUCUUGACAGUCUCAGUUGGAUGUCUAACAGGCACCUCGAAUCUCACACGUCCACCCUGAGCUCCAGAUACUGCCCUCUCCGUACCCAGUUGGCUCUGCUCACAGUCUUCUGUAUCUCGGCAAAGGGAAAUCUGUCUUUGGAGGAACUCUGACUUAAUUUUCCACAAGGACAAGCUUGAUAUCUCUUAACUUUGCAUUGUGGAACUUCAGAGAUGACUGUUCAAGAAGAGAAUAAUGAUACACAUAGUGGUGAUUUGCAAAUCAAGUUAAAAUGUCCCCAGAAGUGGCCUUGAACCGAAUUUCUCCAAUGCUCUCUCCAUUCAUAUCUAGUGUGGUCCGCAAUGGAAAAGUGGGACUGGAUGCUACAAACUGUUUGAGGAUAACUGACUUGAAAUCUGGCUGCACAUCAUUGACUCCUGGACCUAACUGUGACCGAUUUAAACUGCACAUACCAUAUGCUGGAGAGACAUUAAAAUGGGAUAUCAUUUUCAAUGCCCAAUACCCAGAGCUGCCCCCUGAUUUUAUCUUUGGAGAAGAUGCUGAAUUCCUGCCAGAUCCCUCGGCUCUGCAUAACCUUGCCUCCUGGAAUCCUUCAAAUCCUGAAUGUCUGUUGCUUGUGGUGAAGGAGCUUGUGCAACAGUAUCACCAGUUCCAGUGCAGCCGCCUUCGUGAGAGCUCCCGCCUCAUGUUUGAGUAUCAGACGUUACUGGAAGAGCCGCAGUAUGGAGAGAACAUGGAAAUUUAUGCUGGGAAAAAAAACAACUGGACUGGUGAAUUUUCAGCUCGUUUCCUCUUGAAGUUGCCAGUGGAUUUCAGCAAUAUUCCCACCUACCUUCUCAAGGAUGUAAACGAAGACCCUGGAGAAGAUGUGGCCCUCCUUUCUGUCAGUUUUGAGGACACUGAAGCCACGCAGGUGUAUCCCAAGCUGUACUUGUCACCCCGAAUUGAACACAGGAAGAAGAAAGAAACAUGGGAUUCCUUGCCCUGCGCUUGGGUCCAGACUGAGCCCGCUGUCAGCUGGCACCUCUCAGGCCAACCCAGAGCAGGAGACAGGGAGGCCACAGGCUGCCUUGCGCUUGGAGGCUCCUCAGCUCUUCAUAUCCCAGCUUUCCCAGGAGGAGGAUGUCUCAUUGAUUAUGUGCCUCAAGUGUGCCACCUGCUCACCAACAAGGUGCAGUAUGUGAUUCAAGGAUACCACAAAAGAAGGGAGUAUAUUGCUGCCUUCCUCAGUCACUUCGGCACAGGUGUCGUGGAAUAUGAUGCAGAAGGCUUUACAAAACUCACUCUGCUGCUGAUGUGGAAAGAUUUCUGUUUUCUUGUACACAUCGACCUGCCCCUGUUUUUCCCUCGAGACCAGCCGACUCUCACAUUCCAAUCUGUCUAUCACUUUACCAACAGUGGACAGCUUUAUUCCCAGGCCCAAAAAAAUUAUCCAUACAGCCCCAGAUGGGAUGGAAAUGAGAUGGCCAAAAGAGCAAACGUGCAAUGGACAUGCGUUAACGCCUCCUGCAACCCGGUGGCCAUCCGUAGUUACCUUAAUUACAGCCGUGAAGGUCUCGCUGAGGGGCCAGCUGAGGAUGCUGUCGACGGGAUGGCCUGUGGGGUCACUGAAAGAUGUGCUCCCUGCUUUCCAGGGCCCACCGCGCAGCCCGGGCUUAUUUCAAAACCUUUGUCCCUCAGUUCCAGGAGGCAGCGUUUGCCAAUGGAAAGCUCUAGGAAACACCAGUCUUGAGAAGCGGCCAGCCAGACUGCUCUGUCCACAUGCGUGUCAGCACAUAUGGCGGCUUCCUGGAAGCCACUUGGAAUGCCUUCAUGGCAGCGUUUUGCUCACACAGCGGCUUUGCACGCCCCGCCUGGGACCCAAACUGAAGCUGGCCGGCGGCAACCUGGCCCCCACCUCCGGCUGCUCCCUCUUUGUUUCCUUCAGUAUAUUUCUAGUUGGAAGAAAUAAAAUCACAAAUUAUGACAAACUAUUUUUCCGGGGAAAGGAAGACACCACAAAUGCACACACCCUUAUUCCAGGAAAGCCUUUGUCUGCAAGACCUUGUUUAAGUUUUAACAUUAAACCCCCCUUUGCUUUUA
Felis catus (domestic cat) is the source of this 2504-nucleotide messenger RNA. RefSeq names its product BRISC and BRCA1 A complex member 2 (gene BABAM2). Gene Ontology annotation, cellular component: BRCA1-A complex; BRISC complex. Gene Ontology annotation, biological process: double-strand break repair. The transcript is spliced from 18 exons. The coding region runs from base 694 to 2154 and encodes 486 amino acids. Lineage: Eukaryota; Metazoa; Chordata; Mammalia; Carnivora; Felidae. The record is from RefSeq and is a predicted model, not a curated record.